This is a messenger RNA of Xenia sp. Carnegie-2017, 2404 nucleotides long. RefSeq names its product cholinesterase-like. The transcript has 9 exons. Lineage: Eukaryota; Metazoa; Cnidaria; Anthozoa; Malacalcyonacea; Xeniidae. Bases 496 to 2232 code for a protein of 578 amino acids. The record is from RefSeq and is a predicted model, not a curated record.
UCCAAACUGUAGUUCAGUACUGCCGUAUAGGCUUGAUUAAGUCUUAAAGCUGACAUUGUGAGCUUGCUUCCAUUCUGUACACGCAUUUAAAACAUAUACCACCAAAGACGCUCGCUCACGCUGUGACGCUGUCGUGAAUUUUCCUAUUACAAAAUUGAUAUUGAAACGGACCUGUUACAUUCCACAAGUAAAUUGUCACAAGACUUGCAUGUCGAGCAGCCGACCGAGCGACAUUACAACUGUGCUUCAACCUUAUUUGCAAACGCUGCACAUUCGUCAACGCACGUUUGUGUUCUAAAAGCUCCUUGCAUUCACACUCAGGGAGUGGACCUAAAUAUCAUCACAAAACCUUCCAAAACGAUAUUUUCGCUAAGCUGAUUGCUUGAUUUGAAAUAUUUCAGCAGAUAUCUCGCCAUUGAUGAGAAAUAAGUUUGUCUUUGAUUGGUGAGAGCUAUAGAGAAAGUCUCACAGAGUGCGAUUUUGUGAAUUGAGGAAAUGUGGAGCAUUACAGGACUUGGUUUGAUUUUGAAUUUGUUUAUUUUGCUGGGUACUUCUACGGACAACAAUGCAAAAGUGAUCAAGACCAACUAUGGUUAUGUUCGAGGAAUUGUCAAGAAAACGAAUCUAAAUAAGAGGGAAGUUCUAAAAUUUCCCAACAUACCGUAUGCUGAACCUCCAGUUGGUCAAUUUAGAUUUGAGAAACCAAGACCUAAGUUGGCAUGGAAUGGUACAAUGAAUUUAACUGAAGAUGUUAUCGCUUGUCUUCAACCUCAGCAACCUGGAUUCACAAUAACUGAAGAUUGUUUAGUUUUGAACGUGUGGACACCAUAUCCACAACCUCGCAAUUCACUGACUGUCAUGGUUUGGCUACACGGUGGAGCAUUUCGUAUUGGCGCCUCGGGCCAAUACGAUGGAGCAAAUUUUGUCGCCCUGAGUGACGUUAUUCUUGUUACAAUCAAUUACAGACUUGGUGCUCUUGGUUUUCUCACAACACCCGACAAAAGGAUGAAAGCUAACCUUGGUCUCUUUGAUCAACGUUUGGCUUUAAAAUGGGUAAAAGAAAACAUCAAAAAUUUCGGCGGGAAUUCUCAGUCAAUCACCUUAUUUGGGGAGAGUGCAGGCGGUGCGAGCGUUUCAGCGCACACGAUAUCGAAAGAAAGUUUGAAAUAUUACGAAAGAGCCAUAAUUCAAAGUGGAAACAUGCUUAUGCCCUGGGCGAUCGCGACAGACAAGCAAUUGAGUGACUCCCUGAAAUGGUUUUUGGGUGAAGUGGAGUGUCCAGAUAACGGGGUUUUACUGGAGUGUAUGAAAAAUGUGAGCGAAGUCAAAUGGAAGCAAGUCACUAACAGGAAGAACUAUAUGAACAUAGUAAUGUUGCCCUAUGUCGACGGAGAAUUUUUUAUUGACCAUCCGCAAAAACUGUGGCAAGAAAAAAAGGUGCCACAAAAAGAUAUCAUAAUUGGAGUAACCAAGGAUGAAAUGUAUUUGUCCGUGCAGUAUUUGCUUUCGCACUCACGAAAUAUAAGUAUUUAUCUCAGUUAUUUCGAGAAGCGUUUGGAGGCGUAUUUCGGAAAAAACACAUCAAAAGCCGUCUACGACAAGGCGAGAGAGUUUUACAAACCCGCUUGCAUUCCUUCAUUCUUGGAAGCAAUGAAACCGAGUAUAGCGUUUGAGUCCGACGUAAUGUUUAUUUGUAGCAGCGUGGAAGAAGCCAAGCUGAGAUCAAACAUCUCAUCAAACAUGAUGAACGGCAGCAACUUGUACCUUUAUCUGUACUCACAUGUACCGUUGGUAACAUAUGAAACCUCCCUGUAUCCCUAUGGAAUAUUCGAGUUUUCAACUCAUGGUUUGGAUGUUUAUUCAGUAUUUGGUUGGCCAAUCAAUAAUACACAGUUUUUAAUCGAUGAUCAGACAUUGGCAAUGAGAAUGGUUUUAUACUGGACAAAUUUUGCCAGAACAGGAAAUCCAAAUUUGGGCAGAACUAAACUACCAAUUGUGUUGAACAAUAUCGACAGUUUACCAAAAUGGCCGAAGUACAGCAGUCAAAAACAAGAAUAUCUCGACAUGGGAAGUUAUUCAAAAAUGAGUGUUGGAACAAAACUGCGAGACAAACAUUGUGAAUUCCUCAAGGAUCCAAAAGCAUUUCUCACAGCAAGGUCCUCGGCAAAUAAACGAAUGAUUUCAUUGCUUGUCAUAUUUUGUGUAGCAAUCUCUGUAAAUAAACUAACAUAGUUUAUGUAACAUACUUCAUCAAGAUCCAAUAAAACUAUACAGUCAUCUUUUACCUUUUUUACUAGAUAUAUCAGAACACAUUGUACAACAAGUUUUUAAAUGUUUCUGUGCCAGUUGGAUUUCAGAAAUUGCCAUGUUUAAAAUUAAAGUUUGCUAGUAUUUGUUCUUCAAA